Molecule: messenger RNA, 3021 nt
Organism: Pseudo-nitzschia multistriata
Lineage: Eukaryota; Bacillariophyta; Bacillariophyceae; Bacillariales; Bacillariaceae
Source: the annotation of a GenBank genome assembly
CGCGGAGACCAAGMCCGGCCCCGGGCUUGGUUUGGCUGGAGUUYCCCAGCCGAUGGCACCGGAUCCCGCCAACGAAGCACCGGCCGGGAGCCGAAACGGAAGGAACCACGACGAAACGGCCCCCCCGUCCCCGGGGGAGGGAUGGUUUGCCACCGAGAACGAGGAAUGGGUCGUCCGGCUCCAGCGGUGGCGGGAGGGGGGAGGAAUCGGUGGUAGGGGGGCCGUAGCUACGAUCCUGCACGCGGCAAAGCUGGCAAACCUGGCGUGCGCCUCGGAGUUCCACCGCGGGGGCAGCAACAGCACCAGCAGCAGCACCAGCAGCACCACCGGGAGCAGCAUCCGGGCGCUCUAUCUCGAGGCGCAGAACGAAAUGGACGGGGACGGGGACCUCCGCUACGGUUCCGAGGCCCGGCUUUCCGAACGACCGGUCUCUCCUCCCGCCGUUGCGGCGACGGGAGCCACGGAGGCCGGCGACACUAGCAACAAAAACAACCAAGAAGACGACAACAACGAGGACAUCGCCAUGGAGCUGGACGCCUUUUUCCGGGACUACCCCGAGUGCCACCGAAGCAGCGACCGCGGUCCGGGGCACUGGAACGAAGACGACAGCGACAGCUAUAGCGAUAGCGACGGCGGCGAGAGCUGCAACGAAAGAAGCGAGCCUUCGUCUCCCCGGCAUCGGCGUCGGCGUCCAAACCAGGACGAAUCCAGCGCCGUCGUCGAUCUCGUUGCCGCGGCCUCGGAACCCCUGCACACGCAGACGCUACCAGAGAUCCACGCACGGGCCGAAAGCAGAACCAGCAGCAGGAGCAACCAUGGCAGCAGCAACAACGGCAGCAACAACAAUAAUGUCAGCAACAACAACGAGCAACACACAGAACCACUCGAUGGGGACAGAGAUCCACAUCCGCGCACAGAUCCGGACCGUCCUCCACAGCCACGCGGACGGCCCCUCUCGGCCAACGUGAACCACUCCAACACCACCGAUGGAGCCAGCGACGCGUGCAACGCUCCGAAUCCCAAGAACCCGUACCGAAGCGGAACCGUGGAUCUCACGGCGGCCCUUCCCCCGGGGAAGGAACGCGGGAAACCAAGAGGCCCGUCCGAUCCCAAUCCCUACCGGAGGCCGGUGUCCCGGUCCGGUUCCGGGGCUCCGCCGCGGGCGCACACCGCCCCCCGCAAUCCCUACGACCGCCGCAGUCAAACCCAAAACCCGUACGGCAGCGGCAACGCCAGCUUCAGCGCCAGCGGCACCAACCCUGCCUACGGCGACGCUGGCAACCGAGAGGCCUGGCUGGACCACCGGAACCGGACCAACCCCUUCCAGACGGCCCGGGAGGUCGCGCAGGCCGAGCAAAACUUCCCCCACCGGGAUCCCUUCCGCGGGGACCACCGCCAGCAGCGGCACGGGGAUCCCGGAACCCGGUACGGCCCCAGCCCUUCGGGAAACGACGACAAGGGCUAUGGAAGCUACGACGCCGGCCACGAGGGCACCGGUCCGUACAUCCCCCAGUCCCUCAAGCGAAAGUUUCAGCCCCCCACCCGAAAGGGACUCGGGACCGGCGCCGGGCAGCCCUCCCGGAAAGCGGACCGCCCAUGCAUUCGCAGCAACAGCGGAGGCAUUGGCAGCAGGAACAGGAACGCAAGCAGCAGCGGCGGCAACCGCCCCAAGAGCGAACCCGCCGAUCCAAGCGGUGGCGUUGGCGGCAAGGACGACAAGGACAACGACGAGCUGCCGGAGGCCCUCCAGCACCUCGAGAAGGAACUGGUCCGGAAGAUCGAGAACGAGAUCAUGGAAUCGGGGGAGACCGUCACCUUUGGCGACAUUGCCGGCCUGGAGGACGUCAAGGCCACCGUGGACGAGCUGGUGUGCUGGCCGAUGAAGCGGCCCGACCUCUUCACCGGCCUGCGAAAGGCACCCAACGGCCUGCUCCUCUACGGUCCCCCGGGGUGAGUCGAGUCGAAUCGKAUCGGAUCGGAUCGAAUCGCAUGAAUGUGUUGUUCUUGUUCUUGUUUUGGUGUGUUGGUUUGUUUUGGUUUCUAGAACAUCGUGCCGUGCCCUCUGCCUCUCGCGAGAUGGUUCGGCCCUGGAUGGAUUCCCGUUCGCUUUCGAUUCUUUCGUAAUACCCACUCUCCAGAUUCUUACACACUCGAUGCCCUCCCUCUUCCCAUCCCCGCAUUUCGUUUCGGCCCGUUUCGUCUCGCUCGCACAGGACCGGAAAAACCCUCAUCGGCAAGGCCAUUGCCCACGAGUCCGGGGCCACCUUCUUCUCGAUCUCGAGCUCCUCGCUGACGAGCAAGUGGAUCGGCGAGGGGGAAAAACUCGUCCGGACGCUCUUUGCCGUCGCCGCCUAUCACCAGCCGGCGGUCGUCUUUAUCGACGAGAUCGAUUCGCUCCUCACCCAGCGGACCUCCUCCGAGAACGAGGCCAGCCGGAGGAUCAAGACCGAGUUUUUGGUCCAGCUGGACGGGACCGGGACCACGGGACAGGGACGGGUCCUCGCCAUCGGAGCGACGAAUCGGCCGCAGGAGCUGGACGAGGCGGCCCGGCGGCGAUUCACCAAGCGACUCUACGUCCCGCUCCCAGAAGAAGCCGACCGGAGGGUMCUCCUGGAGGUCCUGCUCAAGACCAACAAGCACGAGCUCGGACCUUCCGACGUCGAGGCCCUGGCCAGGGACACCAAGGGCUUCAGCGGWGCCGACCUCCGGUCCCUUUGUACCGACGCCGCCAUGGGGCCGAUCCGGCAGCUCGGCUCCAGGGCCAUGGAGAUCAGCCUCGACGCCGUCCCACCGAUAUCCUACAAGCACUUCCAGAAGUCCCUCAGGGGGACGAGACCGAGCGUGGCGCAGUCCGACCUGAAGCAGUACGUCGAGUGGGACAAAACCUACGGAACGAAGCGGUAUAUCGAGGACGAGGACGAGGACGAGGACGACUGACGAAAGCCACCAACGAAAAUCUCUUUCACGAUCGACACGCGGCAAGCAAAACCAUAGACACUAGAAUAACCAAGCCAACAACCC